Zymoseptoria tritici IPO323 is the source of this 1847-nucleotide messenger RNA. RefSeq lists its product as uncharacterized. NCBI's taxonomy places the organism in Eukaryota, Fungi, Ascomycota, Dothideomycetes, Mycosphaerellales, Mycosphaerellaceae. The record is from RefSeq and is a predicted model, not a curated record. The transcript has 2 exons. The coding region runs from base 129 to 1847 and encodes 572 amino acids. Gene Ontology annotation, molecular function: CoA-ligase activity.
AAGCUCUAUCCCUCGGCUAUACCUCUUACUCACAGCUCGAACGAGCAUCGUGUGAGGUCACCUAACUACACAACAGCAAGAGCAACCUCCUCCAUAUAGAUACACAUCACCACCACCACCUCACCACGAUGCCAUUUACCGCCCCAUCAUGGGUUCCUCCGCUCCCCACGAUUCCGGACUCCAUCUCCAUCGGCCGCUUCAUGUUCGACGAGCAAUAUGGCCGCUACCCGCUUGGCUACUCCAAACCACCCUUCACCUGCGCCCUGACCGGGCGACAGUUCUCCGCCUUGGAGAUGAAAGAGCGAGUCGAUCACCUCUCCAGAGCAUUGUGCAAGGAGUUUGGAUUCAAGCCAAAUGAGGGCUCGGAAUGGGAUAAAGUCAUUGGCAUCUUCUCGUUGAAUUCCAUCGACUACUUGACUCUCGGAUGGGCAGUGCACCGAAUUGGCGGCAUCCUCACCUGCGCCAAUGCAGCGUACAAUGGAUCUGAGUUGGAAUACCAGCUGCGGGACUCUGGCGCGAAAGCCAUUUUCACCUGCUUGCCGUUGUUGGAUACCACAAAGGACGGCAUGAAGAAAGCCGGCCUCAGCAACGAUAAGAUCUAUGUCAUGCCUCUUCCCAAGCAGAUCGAAGGUGACGCCAAAAAUCCCGGCCACAAGACGAUUGAGGACUUGGUCAAGCUCGGCUCCACCCUCGACCCGAUCAAGCCCGCGGAUGAAAGCUGGGCUCAAGGCGACGGCAAGAAACGCUGUGCCUUCCUCUGCUACAGCAGCGGCACAUCAGGCCUACCCAAGGGAGUCAUGAUCUCUCACUACAACGUCAUCGCCAACACCCUUCAAAUCAACACGCACGAAGAACUCGAUCGCCAGGCGAUGAUCAAGCAGACGGGGGACACGCACUACACAGAGAACUGCCUCGGCCUCCUUCCCAUGUCGCACAUCUACGGCCUCAUCGUCAUCGCACACGUGGGACCUUACCGCGGCGAUGGUGUUAUUGUCCUCCCGAAAUACGACUUCAACUGGCUUCUCCAAGCGAUCCAGGACUACAAGAUCCACAUGCUCUACCUCGUGCCGCCUAUGAUCAUCCACAUCACCAAAGCGCGGGAGAUAUGCGCGAAAUACGACCUGUCGUCCGUGCGGGGCGCUUUCACUGGCGCCGCGCCAUUGGGGAAAGAGACGGCCGAUGAUCUGAGCAAGAUGUACCCGAAAUGGGCUGUCCGCCAAGGAUAUGGCAUGACCGAGACGGCGACGGUGGUGUGCAGCACCAUGCCGCACGACAUCUGGUUUGGCAGUUCCGGCUCUCUGCUUCCCGGCAUUUCCGCGAGGUUGGUGACUGUGGAAGGCAAUGAGAUCACCGGCUAUGAUCAACCCGGCGAGCUUUGGGCGAACAAGGAGACCUUCCUCGACGAGCCAGAUGGCAGAUAUAUGCGAACAGGCGACGAAGCCGUCGUCUCCAAGUCUCCCCAAGGCCACGAACACAUCUUCAUCACGGACCGAAUCAAGGAACUCAUCAAGUGCAAGGGCCACCAGGUCGCGCCCGCCGAGCUGGAAGCUCACUUGUUGACCCACCCGGCCGUCAACGACACGGUGGUCAUCGGCAUCCCGGCCGAGCGCGAGGGUGAAGUCCCCAAGGCGUUUGUCGUCAAGACUCCGAAUGCAAAGGGGAGCGAUGACGAGAUUGCGAAGAGUAUCAAGGAGCAUGUGGAAAAGCAUAAGAGCAAUUACAAGUGGUUGAGGGGUGGGGUGGAGUUUAUCGAGGUGGUGCCGAAGAGCCCGAGUGGGAAGAUUUUGAGGAGGUUGAUGAGGGAUCAGGAGAAGGAGAAGAUGAGGAAGGCGGGGGUGAAGUUGUGA